Messenger RNA from Jatropha curcas, 1086 nucleotides. Lineage: Eukaryota; Viridiplantae; Streptophyta; Magnoliopsida; Malpighiales; Euphorbiaceae. The record is from RefSeq and is a predicted model, not a curated record.
AUGGCAGCAUUGGCGAAAGAACCAGUCGUUAAAAACGACGUAGAAAGUACCACCAGCUAUUUCAAACACUCCAUCUAUCAGAAACUAGCUGCAAAUGUUGCGAAAGAUGCAGUAGAAGAAGCAAUCACCAAGAAACUAGAUGUAAAAUUCCUCUUAUCUACUUCAAAUAAUACAAUUCGUCUAGCAGAUUUAGGAUGUGCGGUUGGUCCAAAUACAUUUACCUCUUUGCAAUCUUUAAUAGAUACAAUUAAAAACAAGUGCCAAUGUCCUGAUUUUUCUUCCAUGCCUGAAUUCCAAGUAUACUUCAAUGAUCAACCUUCAAAUGACUUCAAUACCCUUUUCACUUCUCUUCCAGUACAGAAAGAAUACUAUGCAGGUGGUGUGCCUGGUUCUUUUCAUGGAAGAAUUUUCCCUAGCAAUUACCUCCACGUUGUGCAAUGUAAUUAUGCACUCCACUGGCUUUCUAAUUUGCCAGAGGAAUUGGAAGAUAACAACUCUCCAGCUUGGAGCAAAGGGAAAAUUCACUACGCAAAUGCUCCUGACGAAGUACUCAAAGUAUAUGCAAGACAAUGGGCUAAAGAUUUUAAUGACUUCUUGAAUGCUAGGGCUAAAGAGAUUGUGCCUGGCGGAUUGCUUAUCGUUGUCAUGCCAAGUAUUCCUGAUGGAAUGCCUUAUUCUGAGCUUGCAAAUGGCAUUUUGUACAAUUGUUUCUCAUCCGUCCUCCUCGAUAUGGCGAAAAGGGGAUUAAUAAGUGAAGAACAAGUAGAUGCCUUCAACUUGCCAAUAUAUGCAGCCCCUCCAGGAGAGUUCGUUGGGGCGGUGAAAAAGAAUGGAAAUUUCAAGAUUGAAGAAAUGGGAUUAACAAAUCCGGCACCGUGGCUAACAGAAGGAAUGCACGUUGACAUGGUGGAAUAUGUGAAGCACAUUAGGGCUGCAAUGGAAGGAAUGUUCCUCGAACAUUUUUCAAUUGACAUUGUCAAUGAAAUGUUCAGUCAAUUGCUGGUAAAACUUCCUGAGGUUUUCCACAAGAUGGAAAAAGCAUACAAGGACAAAAUUCAAUCUCACUACGUGCUUCGACGUAAAUGA